ACCAGUAGACGGACCUGGCAAAGGGAGGCAACGGGGUGUGGGUAGUGUCUUCAACACACAUCGCAUCGCAAAGCAGCAGCAGCAGCCAGCCGCCAGCCAGUUUAGAGAGCCGCGAGAAAAAGACCCGCCGAACUGGACUCAAGUUGUAGCUCUGGCAUCGUUUGACGGACAUUUUUGCAUAAAAAGUGCAAUUUUUGGCAGGCCUUUGUGGGACCCUGAGUGGACCUAGUGAACCGAAAAAAGUGCCCCGUGGAAGAGCGAAAUUUUCGCUUUCUAGUGUCGUUGAAAUAGUGAAAAUCGGUUGCGGUUUGCCGGUGGAAAAGCAUCGCGGAAAAUCGUUCCACCUAAGGUGCGCAUUUUGCGGAUCGCCAUUUUGAACAUCGAGUUUUGUGUGUUCUUGCUUUUGGAAUUUUGCGGUGCGGUUCUAAAAAGUGGCUUAGUUGGUCGGUUGGAUUCGCGUAAGGGGAGGGCAACUUAGUGGGGAAGACAUCGGCGUAUCCCAGUAGGGGGUGGUCUGCCGUGAGGGUCCUCCAGAAUGGCCCACCAGAACAAACCGGUCAGCAUUGUGAUACAGGAUCCUAAUGGUCAGCAACAAAUUCUACAAGUAAUGCAAACUGCUUCGACCACUGGCAGGCCGUUGACUUCGGCCAGUGUGAAAACCAUCGUAAAGGAAGUGACCGGCCAGGAAACGAGUGCAAUUAUAGCAGGACAGAAUUUUGCCACCCCUGUGAUGCAAAAGCUUGGUCCCGGUCACAAAAUCAUCAUGAAUAACCCCAAACUUCAGAUCUCAUCCACCGCAAAAGGCGCCAAUGGCAAACCGUUGGUACGAAUCUCUCCUUCACAGCUGAGUCAGCUGAAGCUAAUUGCCGCACCCGGCCACCUCAGUGGAACACAAGUUUCCGGCAAAAAUCUGACCGCUAUGCUGGCGCCUUCAACUUCUAUCUCGGCGUCCACUUCAUCGACGUCACAGACAUUCUUGAGCACAAAUCUGGUGACCAGCACCCAGCACCAUGUGAAUGCACCGAUCGCCGCUCCCCCUUCACCAGCAGUGCCAGCACAUAGCGCGAAAGGAUCUCACCAUAAUCAGCACCACAAUCAGCAACAGUACAACUAUGGCAAGAAAGCCGCCGCCAGCCAGAUUCACACUCCGGCUUCCCGCCGGAGAAAGACGGACAAAAUUGGGCGUGGCUUGCGACACUUCUCGAUGAAAGUUUGCGAGAAGGUGAAGGAAAAGGGUACAACCACGUACAAUGAGGUGGCGGACGAACUGGUGGCAGAGGAAACCCAGAGCCAUCCCGGAGUGGAUCCAGCUUCGUACGAUCAGAAAAACAUCCGCCGGCGUGUGUACGAUGCGUUGAACGUCCUCAUGGCCAUGAACAUCAUCUCGAAGGAAAAGAAGGAAAUACGCUGGCACGGAUUACCUACCAGCAGCGUCCAGGAGUGUGACGAUUUGGAGAAGGAGAAUGAGAAAACGCGCGAACGGAUCGAGCUGAAACAGCAGCAGCUGCGCGAAUUGAUUCUGCAGCACGUGGCAUUCAAAUCGCUAGUCGCGCGAAACCAGGACAGCGAGGACCGGGGACUCGUGCCAAACCCAAGCUCCGCCAUACAGUUGCCAUUCAUCAUUGUAAAUACGGAAAAGAAGACUCACAUCAAUUGUAGUAUUUCGAACGAUAAAUCGGAGUUUUCGUUUAAAUUCGACAACACCUUCGAGAUUCAUGACGAUCUUGAAGUGUUGAAGCGGAUGGGGUUGUUACUAGGUUUAGAUAAGGGGCAAUGCGCUGUUGAGGAUAUUUCCAAAAUAAAAUCGAUGGUGCCCAAAUCGUUGGAGAAGUACAUUGAAGUGUAUGGUCUCGGCAUGGAAAACGAAACAGAAGACUGGGAUAUGGCUUCAUCAUAUACGGGCCACGAGUACGAUGAUAGCGUACAGGACGCUACCGAUCUGCUGUCUAGCUAUCAGGAUAACACGAGCGAAAUCAACGAGGAUGACUUGAUAUCCGAAGACGGACAGGAUGGUUAGGUGGCUAGUAGCAGUUGUAGCAGUCGCAACGACAGCAGCAGCACAUCAUCGGACUGGAGGUAGCAUAAUCGACCCUUACACAUGCACAUCCAUAGAUAAGGGAAGAAUGCCUAAACGCCUAACAGAGGCACUACUAACAGACCGUGACAAACAGCACACUUAUGAAAGGAUUUCGUUUGAUUCUUCUUUAAUUCUACGCUGAGUUCAGAUGCACACUCGAUGGGAGUCGAGCCGCGACUACGCGACUGGGGGACGGUAGCGAAGAACACAAUUUCAAUAGUUCUUAUAAUUUCUGUUAAGGAAAAAGCAUUUUCUGGGGUUGCCACGAGAGACUUUUUGUUAUUGUUGUGUGUAGCAAGAGUAUGAAGUAGAUAAACAUGGAAAACCACGAGCGAAGGGAAUACCGUUAAAUGAAAUGAGCGAAGUUCACCAGCGACAGGUUGAAUCAAUUACGACAAAAAAAAACAAAUGGUUACUCCUAAGAACAUUUAAUGCUAGACGUGCAGUGUAACACUCACACAAAUUGUUAUCGUUAAAUAAGAAAACAAAACACAAGCGUAAUGCUCUUUCAGAAAGAAUGAAAAGAAAAAACUAAAUAUGCAAAGUGCGUAGUUACAAUUAAGGGAAAUCGUGCAGGAACCUUAUGUGUUUUCGUCCAGAAGGGACGAAUUACUGGAAUGAUUAUAAUAUACAUAGAAGGGAUGCAAUUGGGCAAGAUUCAAUGCGCUAAUCGUGAGUGAAAACCUAGUUAAUUAUCAAUGCACCGGAAAGUACAGAAAUAAUGUUUACUAUGUUUACCAACAAAAAAAGCGGUGGCACUCUAUAAGUUCACUUUUAUAACCAAUUUAAAGCUGUAGCAAACAAAUAGUCACCGGAUUCACAACACACAACCCGUUUAUACCAGAAAACAUCUCAGGCUUUAAUUUCUGUCAACAAUCAAUUAAACAAAACUAGCAUCUUGCAUCAUUAUCACUAAAUAAUAGAAGGGAAUGGUAUUAAUACUUAUAUACCAAAUCGUAAGUGUCAUACUUUUUCGCAUCGUGUUUGUUUUCCAACUAUUUUUACUGCAUGCGAAAUGCGAAUAAAAGACAAAUUUUCCCGCCCCGAUCACAUCUCUAAAGCUAAAGUAUGUCCUCCUAUCCAGAAGAAACACUGCACAUCUUCACGAAAUCCGAGAAUAAGAAGCAACACAAAUCCUGCAACGAUCCGAUCGGGCAAUAUCGAAACAUUUAUAGAAAACAAUUUCAGUGAAAUAAGCUGCAAAGCACAGCGUCUCUGAGGCAUGAGAUUGUAUAUAUUUAUUAUGCUUAACCAUAAUGGUAUCCAACAUUUGUAAGCUAUAUGAUGUAAACAAAAAAAAACUGGAAAAAAUUAACACAUCCAAGCACUGAUUGUCAUCAAUAUGAUGGCGCCGAAAUAAAAGAAAAAAACGGAAAUAAGCGUACACUACAGUAGUGGGUCGAUUUGUUUGGGGGGAAUGUAAAAUAACAAAUAAAAUAAACAAAUAGAGCCGGUUGCCAAUCCAACCAACUUCGAGAAGGGAAGAGUGAAAUGCAACAUAAACUUGCAUUCGUUUCAAUCACAACAGAAAAGUUUAUUUUUCUAUUUGCAACAACAAAAAAAUACAAAUUGGCCAAGCGCGUUUUUUGUUCUCGUGUUUAAGUUUUUAUUUCAUGUUUUUCUUUUAGUUUUUAUACGUAUUAACUCCCACUCUUUAGCGAGCAAAUUUGCCGAGCAAUAGUUCGUUCUCGAGAGAGCAAGCGCGUGGAGAAUAAUGAAUUAUUUGAUAGCAUUAUUAUAUAACCAUUUGCAUAUAUGUAUAAUUAUUAUUUUAUCUCGAGAAGUUUUAUUUUUUACGAUUAUUUUGAGGAAUAAUUCUAAAAAGUAACAUUUAUAACAAAUUCUGACAUUAAAAGUAUAGAAGUA
Molecule: messenger RNA, 3943 nt
Organism: Toxorhynchites rutilus septentrionalis
Lineage: Eukaryota; Metazoa; Arthropoda; Insecta; Diptera; Culicidae
Gene: Dp
Product: transcription factor Dp-1
Exons: 8
Coding region: 536-2017 (493 amino acids)
Biological process (GO): regulation of cell cycle; regulation of transcription by RNA polymerase II
Cellular component (GO): transcription regulator complex; nucleus
Molecular function (GO): RNA polymerase II transcription regulatory region sequence-specific DNA binding; DNA-binding transcription factor activity, RNA polymerase II-specific
Source: RefSeq, a predicted model, not a curated record